AUGGCGGAGGCGGCCUCUGACUCCUCGCUCGCCCCGCCCGCCGAGCUCGUCAGCCAGCUCGGCUUCUACUUCUCCGACUCCAACCUCCGGCGCGACCGUUUCCUCAUCCGCCUGACCGGCGCCGACGGCACGGGCGCGGUGCCCAUCGAGACGCUCGCCACCUUCAACCGCGUUGCGGCCCACACGCAGGACGUGGGCGUGAUCGUCGCUGCGCUGCGGCAGGCCCCCGGGCUAGUCGUCUCGGACGACGAGCAGUCGGUGCGGCGCGUCUCGCCUCUUCCC
This is a messenger RNA of Emiliania huxleyi CCMP1516, 282 nucleotides long. RefSeq lists its product as hypothetical. Gene Ontology annotation, biological process: RNA processing. Gene Ontology annotation, cellular component: nucleus. NCBI's taxonomy places the organism in Eukaryota, Haptophyta, Isochrysidales, Noelaerhabdaceae. The annotation marks the transcript as partial. Gene Ontology annotation, molecular function: mRNA binding. The transcript has a single exon. The record is from RefSeq and is a predicted model, not a curated record.